AUAGAAAAAAAUUUAGAUAAAAUUAAUAAAAACAAGAAGACCAAGUUGAAAUUCAGAGAGACAUACAAAAAAAAAAAAAAAAAAAAAAAUGUAUGUGACAAGGCCUCUUUCCAUGUACAGAGAGAAUCCCUCAGCUCUCUCUUUGCCUCCCCCUGAGGGUCCCAAUACUGGGAUUUUGGUCAUCCAAGAUGAAGGAUCCGAGCCUAGACGUUUCUUUGGAUUGUUCAAGAGCCAUGAGAUCAAACACCUACCUAUACCUCAAAACAAAGACAUAAAGCUUCGUUAUUCAACUGGCACCAGCAAUAAUAACACAAGUGUUGAGCAUUUCUAUGCCGCUUUCGUUCCAGUUCUUGGUCAGCCAUUAUCUUCCAAUCGGUAUUAUGCAAUCAAGUCACGCGGAAGCCAUAAAGGUGAAGCUUACACCUGCUCAACCGAGGAUGACUUGGAAAUCUGUUGUUUCUGCACUUUUGCUCCCACUUUGGAACCAAAACCAUUGCACCCCAGAAACAUAUACCAACAGUUUGAAAUCCACCACAAAGGGAGUUUUAACCAAAUAGGUGGAUUUGUAGCCAAAUCCAUAGCUCCUGACGGAUUCCCACCAAAGUUCUUGGGAAGAAAAGGUUGGGAAAUUCACACACAAAGUUCUUCCCAUGAUCUCAACUUACGUGAAGCACCAGGACUAGACACUUCCCUCAGAGCCCAACUUCCAAAUUUCAACUUCCCAUUAUCAAAUAGGAGCUCUGAUCCUGUUGUUGUAGGGAAAUGGUACUGUCCCUUCAUGUUCAUCAAAGAAGGCACACCGGGAGAUCAAAUGACCAGGUCAAUGUACUAUGAAAUGACACUUGAGCAAAGAUGGGAAAAUAUUUAUGCUUGUGAGAAUGAGAGUGCUGAGCUUGGCAAGGGAAAUAGUAAUUCAGUGGUUGUUGAUGUUCCUGUUGGGAGCAAAGUGGCAGCCAUUGGUGGAAGACAAGGUGGUGGAGUUCAUGAAGAGAGAGAUGGGGUUCGUGGGUUGGUGUGGUAUAAGGGAGAUGGAAUUAGUGUCGGUUUGAGUUUGGUGAUUGUGGAGAGAAUGGAGUGGGAAGUGAAAAGGUUUGGCUGGGUUGGAGGAAAAGAGAAGGAAGCGAGAGUGAAGAAAGUUGAAGAGGUUGGAGAGUGGAAGAGAUUUGGUUGCUUUGUUUUGGUUGAAAGAUUUGUGUUGAAAAGAAUGGAUAGAAGCUUGGUAUUAACUUGUGAUUUCAGGCAUACUCAUCAGAUCCGAAGCAGAUGGGAAUGAGAAUUGUUGUUUUAAUUUCACUUUAUUAACUUUCUUUUACAUGUACAAUUCUUUCAUUUAUUAUGUGAAGAAUGUGAACCAGUCUAAUUUAUGAUUAAAUAAAAGCAUUUUUUUUUUAAAAAAAUUUUCAUUGCUGCAUAAUUCUUGAAUUGUUUUUUUUUUUUUUUUUGGUGGUUAUAUAGAUAAGUUUCUCAAGCACGCUUAUAUAAUUUGUGGAUGUGAAUGUAGUUGGACCACAAAGGACCACAACCAAUGUCAUAAAUCGCUUUGGAUAUUGUCUAUUUCUUAAUUAAUUUGAAUUUAUUGACUAUUCUGGUGAACAUUUUCUUUUUGGCUUGUUGUACAACCGGCUACAAUAAUUGAUCAUAUGGUUAAGCCAUUAAUGAACAUCAAAUUACUAUUUGAAACUCUGUCUUUUUUAUUUUCUUUUCUACAUAUGAUGACAAGAUAAGGCAAUUCUUCAAACAUAGGGAUGGAGUAAAACUGUAAAAGAGCAGAGAGGAAAUGUAUGUGACAAGGCCUCAAUUUUUAUACAGAUGGUCUCCUGAGUCCAAAUUCUGGUUAUCUGGCACUCUCAGUCUAAGACAAAAUUUAAUUAGAAGGUUAUUUCGAAGUCAAAUUAGAAGGUUAUUGAAGAUGUAAAUUAUAUAUAAAAAAAAAAAAAUAGAAUUGAGAGUACUAUUGCACUUUUCAUAAAAGAAUGUAUAAUUUAUAUCCAUUUUGUUGAAAAAAGUUCGCGCAGGUUUGGUGAAGACUACUUCUAAUGCGUUUCUUUUGAACUACUUAAUUAAAGAAAAUGAAUUUUCAAAUGGCAUGCAUAUUUGUCAAUAUGCCUUCGUCAUGGUGCUUGAUUAUUUCAAAUCAACACUUUGUCAUUAAUGUCUAGUACAACUUGAGAAAACUCAACUUAGCCCAAAAAUAGAAACAGCUCGCAAUCAAACAUCGCAUAUUUUUGUCGCAAAAGGAAUAGUCUAUAAAUGCAAAAGCCACUAAUACAAAGAUCCAAAGGUUCACCCUCAAUAUUAAACCAAAAAUUCAAAAUAAAAAAAAAUAAAAAAAAAUCAGGCACCUUACUUACAUGCCACCCGGAGCUGAAAGAGACAUUUGAACCUUCCCAGAAGGUACUAUAAGCUUGAUCUUGUGAAUGACAGAAUGAGACAUAAGUUGACAUAAAAGUUAGAAUUUUCAGUGAAAAGGACCGGUGGCCAACUUCUUAUCUCAAUCUUGUGGAUAAUAAUCCACCACCAGUUACCAAUUCUUUAAUUUUUGUAAUUUUUUUUUUCUAGAUUUAUGAUGAUAAAUAAAGCAAUACAGAAAGAGAAAUAUACAGGGAAGAACAAAAAAGAGCAGAGAAAAAAAAAAAUUAAUAAAAAUGUAUGUGACAAGGCCUCUGUCUUUGUAUAGAAGGUCUCCUGAAUCUCUUUCAUUGCCACCUCCAGAGGGUCCAAAUUCCGGUUAUUUGGUUAUCUUGGAUGAAGAAUCUGAAAAAACAACUUGUUUUGGGUUGUGCAAGGAUAUUUAUAUCAGGGACCUGCCUUUCCCUCAGAACAAAGGUCUAACAAUUUCCUUCACAACAGGCCAAAGUACCUUCCAAGAUGGUGCCGUUCUAAUUCCAGUGCUUAAUCAGCCUUUGUCUACCAAUUGCUAUUAUGUAAUGAGUAGGAAAGGGAAGCAUACAGGGGAAGCAAGCACUAGUUCGAAGGAAGAGGAUACAAUCACUUGCUGCUGGUGCUGCCGUUGCAUUCAAGAUGUUAAACCAGGACCAUUGGAUCCACUGGAUGAAUAUCAACAAGUAGAGAUAAUUCAUAAAAAGCACGGAAGCUUUACAGCUAAAUCUGUUGUCCCAGAUGGGCAUCCUCCUGAAUUCUUAAGGAGAAAAUAUUGGAAUAUUUUUAUGAGCACACGCCACAAUUACCAAUUAGAUGAAGCUCUAGGCCUCGAUCCUUCACUAAGAAAACGUCUACCGGAGUUUAACAAUUUGUCAUUGUCGAAUCAAAGCUCUGAUAGUGCUAUAGUUGUUGGGAAGUGGUAUUGUCCUUUCAUGUUUGUGCAUGAAGAUUUGAAGUUGAAGGACCGGAUGAAGAUAUCAAUGUUUUACGAAGUGACACUCGAGCAAAGCUGGCAAAAGAUUUUUUCAUGUGACAAUAAUGAGAAUGAUAGAAGCAAUGUGGUUGUUGUGGAUGUUUUGGUUCAAAAAGAAGAGGUCUUCAUUAAUGGUGGAAGAGGUGCAACUAUAGGGGAUGCUAUAAGUGUGAACAAUGGGGUGAUGUGGUUUGCGAAUCGCAACAGUGGAGGAGAAGAAAGAAGAGUAGGAUUGAGUGUGUUGGUUGUAGAGAGAUUGAAAUGGGAGGAAGAGAGAUUUGGAUGGGUUGGUGGAGAUGAAAAGAAAGUGAAGGUAGAGAGUGCAGAGGAAUAUGGAGGGAAAGAUAUUGGGUGGACAAAAUUUGGUUGUUUUGUGUUGGUGGAGAGGUUUGUGUUUAGGAGAUUGGAUGGAAGCAUUGUUUUGAGCUAUGAUUUUAAGCACACCCACCAGAUCAGAAGCAAAUGGGAAUGUGAUAAUUUGGUUCUUAAAUUUACUGUUGUAAUAAAGUUCAUUUUGUGAAUGUUUUACUUCAUAGUCUUGCCACAUGCUAAGCAGCUGCUUUUUUGUGCAAUGAUGUCAAAUUCAGUUUAUUUUAUUCUGUAAUCAAAAACUUCUUUUCUUCCUUAAUAUAAUAACCAUGAUAUAUGUAUGUAUAUGUA
This is a messenger RNA of Ziziphus jujuba (common jujube), 4015 nucleotides long. RefSeq lists its product as uncharacterized. The record is from RefSeq and is a predicted model, not a curated record. Lineage: Eukaryota; Viridiplantae; Streptophyta; Magnoliopsida; Rosales; Rhamnaceae. The transcript is spliced from 3 exons. Bases 89 to 1273 code for a protein of 394 amino acids.